Teleopsis dalmanni is the source of this 395-nucleotide messenger RNA. RefSeq lists its product as uncharacterized. The record is from RefSeq and is a predicted model, not a curated record. Bases 13 to 372 code for a protein of 119 amino acids. NCBI's taxonomy places the organism in Eukaryota, Metazoa, Arthropoda, Insecta, Diptera, Diopsidae. The transcript has 2 exons.
AAUGAGCCGUUGAUGGCCUUUAAGCAAUUUGAAGACAAACUUAAUAACGAAAAUUUAAUAAAUACAAAGUAUAUUAAAGAAGAUCUAACAGAAAAGUGGCGACACAUAGUCGUAGAAUACCAGUUUGUUCAAAAUCUUUUUGAAGAUAUAUGUCGGAAAUAUUUCCGUCUUCAACUGAAGAAAAAUCAAGAGAUUCAGGAUUUGAAUGAUGCUUUAAAUUAUGCUUGCGAUUGCAUUAUAACUGCGCAAACUAUGUUCUACAAUUCAAGAAAAAAAUGGAGGAAUAAAGAUCUAUUCUAUAAGAAAUUAUCUGUGUUUAUAAAAUCAUUACAAACAUGCAAAACUAAAUAUACUUCCAAGUUUUAUACAUAGAAUUUUAGAAAUAAAUAUUUAAU